UGAAGCUAACGCGCUCAUGGCUGGCGUGUGACGCCCUGCCGGGGGCGGGGCCUGGUCAGCGAAGGCAGCAUGUGCCUGGCGGCGGCCUCCAGCUGUUAGCUGGGCCGGGCGGGAGCCAUGGAGCAGCAGAGGGGCGAGUUGUCUCCCUUCUGCCAUAAGACGUCAUCCUUGGAGCGGAUGGAGGAGGAGGAUGACGAAGAGGAGGAUGAAGAUGAUGACGACUUGGACUUGUUUGGGGGUUAUGAUAGCUUCCGGGGUUACAACAGCAGUGUGGGCAGUGACAGCAGCUCCUGCCUGGACGAGUCUAGUGAUAAUGAUGUGGCAGAUCGUGAAGCUGGGGAGCUGCCCACCUCCCCUCUGCCGCUACAUCCGCCCACUACAGGCCGAUUGAUGGAGGACAGCGGCUCUGAGCCAGCUGUGUGUGAAAUGUGUGGGAUCGUGGGCACAAGGGAAGCUUUCUUUUCGAAGACCAAACGCUUCUGCAGCGUCUCCUGCUCCAGGAGCUACUCCUCAAACUCCAAGAAAGCCAGCAUCCUGGCAAGGCUGCAGGGCAAACCACCUACAAAGAAGGCUAAAGUCCUGCACAAGGCAGCAUGGUCUGCCAAAAUUGGGGCAUUCCUCCAUUCCCAGGGGACAGGGCAACUAGCAGAUGGAACGCUGACAGGCCAAGAUGCCCUUGUCCUGGGCUUUGACUGGGGAAAGUACCUGCAGGACCAUGGUUACAAGGCUGCCCCCGUCAGCUGCUUCAAACACGUGCCGCUGUUUGAGCAGUGGGAGGACGUGAUGAAAGGGAUGAAGGUGGAGGUGUUGAACAGUGAUGCUGUGCUCCCCAGCCGGGUGUACUGGAUCGCCUCUGUCAUCCAGAUCGCAGGAUACAGGGCGCUGUUGCGCUACGAAGGCUUUGAGAAUGACUCCAGCCAUGACUUCUGGUGCAACCUGGGCACAGUGGACAUUCACCCCAUCGGCUGGUGUGCCAUCAACAGCAAAAUCCUGGUACCCCCCCAGACCAUCCACGCCAAGUACACAGACUGGAGGGGGUACCUCAUGAAAAGGCUGGUGGGAGCAAGGACCAUCCCUGUGGAUUUCCACAUCAAGAUGGCGGAGAACAUGAAGUACCCAUUCCGUCAGGGCAUGCGGGUGGAGGUAGUGGACAAGACCCAAGUGUCUCGGACGCGCAUGGCGGUAGUGGACACGGUGAUUGGUGGCCGGCUGAGGCUCCUCUAUGAGGAUGGAGAUAGUGAUGAUGACUUCUGGUGCCAUAUGUGGAGCACUCUGAUCCACCCAGUGGGCUGGUCACGUAGGGUGGGUCACAACAUCAAGAAGACAGAAGAAAAGCGCAGUGACAUGGCGAACCAUCCCACCUUCCGGAAGAUCUACUGUGAUGCCGUCCCCUACCUCUUCAAGAAGGUGCGGGCUGUUUACGCUGAGGGUGGCUGGUUCGAGGAAGGCAUGAAAUUGGAAGCUAUUGACCCCCUGAAUCUGGGCAACAUCUGCGUGGCUACUGUGUGCAAGGUCCUGCUGGAUGGUUAUCUCAUGAUCGGCAUUGAUGGGGCAGCAUCUGCAGAUGGCUCUGAUUGGUUCUGUUACCAUGCCUCCUCACAUGCCAUCUUCCCUGUCAACUUCUGCCAGAAGAACAACAUCGACCUGACCCCUCCAAAAGGGUAUGAUGCAAAGAAUUUCAAUUGGACAAGUUACCUGGAAAAGACCAAAUCAAAAGCUGUGCCAGUGCGGCUCUUCAACAUGGACUGCCCAAACCAUGGCUUCAAGGCCGGCAUGAAGCUGGAAGCAGUGGAUUUGAUGGAGCCCCGACUCAUCUGCGUGGCCACUGUAAAGCGUGUGGUCCACCGCCUCCUCAGCAUCCACUUUGAUGGCUGGGACAGCGAGUAUGACCAGUGGGUGGACUGUGAGUCACCAGAUAUCUAUGCUGUAGGCUGGUGUGAGCUGACGGGCUACCAGCUGCAGCCACCAGUGGCCCCAGAGCCCAUGACGCCAGUGAAGGUCAAGGAGGUGCCGAAGAAGAAGAAGAAACCCUAUGGAAAGAAAAGGAAAAAGAUGUCUGCCAAAACCCGGUCCCUCAAGAUGGCAGCCAAGAAACCAGCUGGCCCAAAAGCAAAGCGGGAAGCAAAAGCUGCAAGCAAGGCCUUACUGGAGCCAGCACCUGAUGAGAUUAUCACUGUGCAAGUGAAAGAGGAAACUAUCGACCCGUCAGCAGUGGAAUUCGGAGCCCCAGAGCUUCCCAUUCUGAUAAGCAGCAUAAAGCAGGAGGUAGAGGACUAAUCCCUGAUCCCUCGGGUGGGAUCUCCUGGCCUUGAGCAGGGAUGUGCACUGCACUCUGGGGAAGCCCCGAGUAAAGCUGUGCAGGAGACAAGAAGGGGCAUCGUUCCUUUGGGCUGGGCACUCCCAAAAUGUGUCAAAACUCCCUUUUAUCCUUGCAAGAGAACAAUCCCCAGUGCCUGCGAGCUCCAUUUUGGAGGGUUUUUUUAAACCCCAGGUCACAGCUUCCAGAAAAGGCACCAAACUUUGAAAGCAAUACAGCUCAUACUUAGCUGAUGGGCUGGAGUCUGAGGGUGGAUUUCUGAGUCUGGGAAAUCCUAUUAGCCCACAGACAUGACUCUUUCUGAGCUCUGUAGGAAGCUGCUGCUGCACUGUGGGGAAUGCUAGCAUUUCAGGCUGGUGUCUGGAGCCUGCAAACUGUGAUCUGAGAAGCAUCGAAGUUGCAGAAUCACAACCACUGUGUGCGGUCUCAGGGGGAGCAAGUAAGUCAGGAACAUGGCUGCUGUCGCUAGGGGAACAACCAUGAUGUGCUGCUCAUCCCUCUCUCCCAUCCUCUCUGUGACAUGGACAUGGAACCAAAGAGGGCUCUAGAGAGCAGCUGGGAAAUGGAGGAGAUAGAAAACAAGUUACAGGAGGGAAUCUCUCUCUUGGUUUUACUCAUAAAUUAAUUUUUUCACCUGCUGUGAGAUGAGCUAAAUCUUAUCCAGCCCAGAAGAAGACAGCAGGGUAUUUAUGUUGGCUCUUUUCCCCACUCCAAGCCGCACAAUACUGCUGGAUGAUUAUUCUAUUUUUACAAUCCCAGAGUAAAUUCCACCAAUGAAAUGUACCGUAAUGCUCUGUAAAUAAAAUGUAAUAGAAGGUCAAAGACUUGCCUGUUGGUUUCAGGAACUGCAAAAUGCCUGCUCCGAUCAAGAGGUGAGAGGGGAAGUCUGAACACGAAAGCAAUAAGGAGGGUGUGGGUGUGGUGGUUGUAUUGUAGCCCUCAGGUACCCACCUCUGCUUGUUUGUAAGAUCUGCAAAGAGCAAGUGCCAGCUGCUAGCGACAUGGCACAGUAGGGGAGGCUCCUUGUCAGCUGCUCUGGUAGAAUUACUUUCUAGGACUCUGCAAGGGUCCCCAAGCCAAGUCCUCAAUCAUGGCAACAUGAAGGAUGUGCAUGUACACCCAGCAAAUGGAACCGCCAGCUAGGAUGGAGUGUGUGUAGGGGAGGUGAACUUUGCCGGGCACCAGUUGGCACAGAACUGUUUGUUCUUGUGGCGUUAGUCUGUCCCCCACCCAUGCUGAGCUUUGACUUUCAUACAAGCCGAUGCUCAGGUGUGCAGUAAUAGAUGUUCUAGCUCCUUUGUCGAGUGAAUUUUUUUUCAGGGGGUUCUGCCUUUUCCUUCCAUUGCUGCUUUCCUUAAG
This is a messenger RNA of Terrapene triunguis (Three-toed box turtle), 3676 nucleotides long. It is a transcript of the gene L3MBTL2, whose product is annotated as L3MBTL histone methyl-lysine binding protein 2. Gene Ontology annotation, biological process: regulation of DNA-templated transcription. Gene Ontology annotation, molecular function: zinc ion binding. Lineage: Eukaryota; Metazoa; Chordata; Testudines; Emydidae. The transcript is spliced from 17 exons. The coding region runs from base 118 to 2277 and encodes 719 amino acids. The record is from RefSeq and is a predicted model, not a curated record. Gene Ontology annotation, cellular component: nucleus.